Propithecus coquereli (Coquerel's sifaka) is the source of this 350-nucleotide messenger RNA. Its product is annotated as 40S ribosomal protein S17-like. Gene Ontology annotation, cellular component: ribosome. The record is from RefSeq and is a predicted model, not a curated record. Lineage: Eukaryota; Metazoa; Chordata; Mammalia; Primates; Indriidae. Gene Ontology annotation, molecular function: structural constituent of ribosome. The transcript has 3 exons. Gene Ontology annotation, biological process: translation. The annotation marks the transcript as partial.
UGGGAGUGGCUGUGCGUUCUCACUGUUCUCCUUGGGCCUGUGUGCUUUGUAGCUACGUCACACAUCUGAUGAAGCGGAUCCAGAGAGGCCCAGUGAGAGGUAUCUCCAUCAAGCUGCAGGAGGAGGAGAGAGAGAGGAGAGAUAACUAUGUCCCAGAGGUCUCAGCUCUGGAUCAGGAGAUCAUCGAAGUAGAUCCUGACACUAAGGAGAUGCUGAAACUUUUGGACUUUGGCAGUCUGUCCAACCUGCAGGUCACUCAGCCUACAGUUGGGAUGAAUUUCAAAACACCACGUGGAGCCGUUUGAAUCUUCUCUGUGCUGUAAUAUUUUAAUAAACUUGGGACUGCAGCC